Messenger RNA from Anguilla anguilla (European eel), 1657 nucleotides. RefSeq names its product kinesin-like protein KIF2A. The record is from RefSeq and is a predicted model, not a curated record. Gene Ontology annotation, biological process: microtubule-based movement. The coding region runs from base 37 to 1554 and encodes 505 amino acids. The transcript is spliced from 14 exons. Gene Ontology annotation, molecular function: microtubule binding; microtubule motor activity; ATP binding. NCBI's taxonomy places the organism in Eukaryota, Metazoa, Chordata, Actinopteri, Anguilliformes, Anguillidae.
CGGAGGAAGUCCAGCUGUGUGAAGGAGGUGGAGCGCAUGCAGGAGAAGAGAGAGAGGCGGCGGCUGCAGCAGCAGGAGAUCCGGGAGAAGAAGGCGCAGGCUAUGGAUGCAAAUCCAAACUACGAAAUAAUGUGCAUGAUCAGCGACUACCGCGCAAGCCUGAACUACGCGUGUCUCAGCCUGGCAGACCUGAAUGCAGAGCACAAGAUCUGCGUGUGCGUGAGGAAACGGCCGCUCAACCAGAAAGAACUGAUGCUGAAGGACAUAGACGUCAUCACGAUCCCGAACAAGGACCUGGUGAUGGUGCACGAGCCGAAGCAGAGGGUGGACCUGACCCGUCACCUGGAGAACCAGACGUACCGCUUCGACUACGCCUUCGACGAGGCCACCACCAACGAGAUGGUCUACAGGUUCACUGCCAGGCCGCUGGUGGAGACCGUCUUUCAGAGGGGAAUGGCCACCUGCUUCGCUUACGGACAGACAGGAAGUGGAAAAACACACACGAUGGGCGGAGACUUCUCGGGGAAUAACCAGGACUGCUCUAAGGGGAUCUACGCAUUUGCCGCACACGAUGUGUUUGCCCUGCUGAAGCAGCCGGCCUACAAGCCGCUGGGCCUGCAGGUGUUCGCCACCUUCUUUGAGAUCUACAUCGGAAAGGUGUUCGACCUGCUGAACCGCAAGGCCAGACUGCGGGUGCUGCAGGACCAGAACCAGCAGGUGCAGGUGGUGGGGCUGCAGGAGAGGGAGGUCCGGAGCACCGAGGACGUCCUCAGGCUGAUCGAGAUGGGGAACAGCUGCAGGGCGUCCGGGCAGACCUCGGCCAACGCCCACUCGUCCCGCAGCCACGCGGUGUUCCAGAUCAUUCUGCGGCGGGGCCGGGAGGUCCACGGCAAGUUCUCGCUCAUCGACCUGGCGGGGAACGAGAGCGGGGCCGGCAUCUCCAGCGCCGACCUUCGCACGUGCCGCGAGGGCGUGGAGAUCAACAAGAGCGUGCUGGCGCUGAAGGAGUGUAUCCGGGCCCUGGGGCGGAACAAGCCCCACACCCCCUUCAGGAACAGCACCCUGACCCAGGUGCUCAAGGACUCCUUCAUCGGGGAGAACUCCAGGACUUGCAUGAUCGCCACCAUCUCUCCGGGCAUGUCGUCAUGUGAGAACACGUUGAACACGCUGCGCUACGCUAACAGGGUGAAGGAGCUGACCGUCGACCCCAGCGUGCCGGUAAAGGAGCGUCCCGUCACGGAGUUGGUGACCCAGCUGAACGUGACGGAAGCGCACGGGGGUGCAGAGGGCUCCCCCCAGCGCGACUACUUCAAACUGCUCUGUGAAUACUACGAGUCGAUCCGGUGGCUGGAGGAUGAGAAGGUUCUGCUGGAGAUGCCCGAGGAGCUGGACUAUGACAUGGACUCCUACACAAAUCAGCUCCUGCUGAUCCUGGAACAGAAGAUCGAUGUGUUGUCUGAGCUGAGAGACAAAGUGAGGUGGUUCCGCUUGGGCUUGGGCUGUGAGGAGCAAAACAGUGAGCAACUGGUCACAGAGCGGCCCUGCGCUGUUUGAACCACGCCCAUUUAGGCCACACCCACUUCCAUAUGGAUCCCUGAGGCCUGUAUGUGAACAUUUGAGACUGCACAAAUCAAAAACAGCCAGCACAGCAUUCCCC